AGCACAAUUGACAUCGUUGUCAAACUUUACGAAACACUUUUUUGAUGCUUUGGUGAAAACGAAGAAGGUAUAAGGCGUCUAGAAAAAAUCUGGAUCUUGUAUCUGAAUGGUACACAUUAUUUACGUGUUUGUUUUCAUUUUUAAACAACUUACGAUAAUAUCGAACUACGAUUACUUUAUAAAGCCGUAAAAUGACGGCGUCGUCUACCCUCGAUCCUAAAUUACGAAAUCGUCUUACAAGAUAUCUACAUACUGGAAAUGAAAUUCCGAGAUACUAUCCGGGAUGUUGGACAACACAUAAAUAUUAUGAACUGGAUAAAUUACCGGCAUUGAAUGAAGUUUUUGAAACCGAUCCUAACAAUGUAGAAGUUGUUAACAUCAUCCUGAAGGCUUAUGAAAAUGGCUGUUACACACGUUUUGAGACUAUAGCAUUUGCUUUGACUAAGUGCAUUCUAUUGGGUUCUUGUGCUGUCAAGGAAGCUUCCUACAAAGCUGCUUCGCAAGUGUGCAAGACUCCGGAAGAAAUGUUGCAGUUCAAUAAGUUUACAAGGCUCCUGCAUACUGGUAAUGGAAGAGGUUGGUGCAAGCAUGUGUGGGAGUGGUACACAUCCAAGGAUCCCGUGGAGCUUGCCAAGGAAAUGACUAGAGUCCGUGCGAGACAUGGCCGAUCACACAAAACACUGUUGCGGAAAUCCCAUUUAAAGAUUGCUGAAAAUGAUCAUGCAAGAGAAGCAGUGGUGAAAUACGCACUGUUCGGUCUGAAACGCGCAAAGCAACUACUGGGCGAUGUUGAGGGCACCAAGGAAGUGUUUGAUUACAUCCAGAAGGUGGAGGAUAUGCGUCAUUGUGAGGAUCCAGUGGCGGCGGCGAUCAUAGCUGAACAGAAUAACUUCACUUUGGAUCAUGUUCCAGGACAUUUGCUUACGUCACAAGAGGUAUGGAAUGCAAUUCUGCCGCAAUUCAAAUUGCAAGACCUGCUGUAUAACAUUCAACGCAUCCACAACAUGGGUUACCUGAACAGUGAAUCAACCACUACAGCCAUCUUGGUUUCGCUCCUCAACAAUCAAGACAUCAUCAAAAAAUCGACAGUCACUCCGAUCGAAGUUUACAUCACUCUGUGCAACUAUAAGAAGAAAACCAGGCCUCUGAAGUUCGAAAAGGCGAAAGUGGCACUCGAGAAGCAACAACGUCGUCGCGCUCGACAGAUAUUCGACUGCAAGACUCAGCUCUGGGAGUGGACUGUCACCCGCCGACACCCUAAGGAAAUCAAGAAUUGGGGAAUCGAUCAGCCACCGAAUCCAGCUGUACUUGCGGCACUUAACAAGCUCAUAGACCAGACUUGGACGCUCACUCCCGCCACCAAAGCUCGCUACUUGAUCACUUUGGAUAUGAGACACCACAUGUUUAAGGGUCGUCAUUUCUGCAAAAGCUACACGGUGCCCAAGAAGGGCAAGAAGACGAACGCCAAAAGCACCCCCGCCACGGGUGGUGGGGACGCAGACACAGAGAAGACGGAGAGCAAGAAACAUCUGUUCGCUGAGUGCUUUUAUAAUAAACAUGUGACUCCUGGACAUGCAGCUAUUAUCCUGGCCCUACAAUUACUGAAGCGUGAACAAGAGGCUAAGAUCGCCGUAUUCACUGAAGAAGGCAUUGAUCUUGUCUCCAUUGAGCGUAACUUCAGCAACAUUGAGGAAGCCGAAUUUGUGCUCAGGAAAGCGAACCUAGGCCGCGUGCAAAUGGACGCUCCAAUAGAGUGGGCGAGCAAGAUGAACAUGAAGUUUGACGUAUUCAUCAACAUGAUUGACCGAUGCACUCGUUACAUGGAGCUGGAUAUCACAGCGCGUGGAGGGCGAGGACCCGGCGGUCGGUAUGGGCCUCCGCCCCCCGCUGACAAGGAGAUAAUAGACCAUUGCCCGGUUAGGGCCCUGGAACGCUACAGGGCUAAAGUCGGUGUGCCGGAUGCGAAGCUAAUCGUGCUGUCUCUCGCGUCCCACCGCGUGGGCACAACAGACGGCACCCACGAGGGCGUGCUCGACAUAGUGGGCGUCGACGAGCACGUGCCCAAGGUCAUGGACGCGUUCGUGCGCGGCGAGUUCAAGUGAACGUCACGUUGUAUACUCUGUACUUGGUAGUUGUGAGCGCUCGCGUGAGAUGAUUUUGUUUUUUUUUUUUAAUUUGUGAAGUGGUAGUGGUUAUCAAAUUUUUUUGUGAAAUUUUUUUAGGUUGGAAUGUAUUAUGGAAAUUUAUUGUAACUUUUACGAGCUUUUAAAUCAUAUGUAUUUGUUUAGAAUAUAAUCCUACUGCGGUUUAUUUUUUAACUCUUUAUCAACUCUAGAAAUUGCAGUUUGUGUGUUAUUCCGCUAUUUUAAAAGUGAAAAUCGAUUAUAGUUUUAAAAAUUGAAUGUAUGUACAUCGAAUCUGUUAAUCAAUGCGAAGCUUUAAAUUGUCAAGACAGAGUGAUAAUCAGUGAUUAUGCGCUUUAUGUCGAAGAUAUUAUAUACAAUAAUAUGGUAACGAAAUCAUCUCACGAGAACGCUGUCAAUGCGAUCAAGAAAAUAAUGGGAAUUUCAGAUAUACUGCAUAAUAUAAUAUAACUUCUUAUUGCACAGCCUUAAUUGUAUUCUGUUAAUCAUGUUGAAAAUACAAUUUUUAUUGAUUGACUUAAUACAAUUUUUAUUUUAUCUGGAACAUUCCUAUUCUUAUUUUGAUCGCAUUAUUUUAAAUAUGCAAACUUAUUACGUAAAAUUAAAUUCGUCUCUUUUACCCACUGACCUUCAUUGUACUACUUCGCUGGGCUAUUAAAUUAAUUAUCUUUGAAAUUUCGUAUUUACUUUUAUUCAGUUUUGCAUCUUUCACACAAAUUGCCUUAUUUGGCGCUCUAAACUGAAAAUUUUUGAGAUGAUACAUUUCUUUACAUUUUUUUAUUUCAUUAAUAGCAAGCCCAGUGUAUUAUUAUAAUUGAAGUCAGUGCUUUUACCUCAGUAUUUACGUUUACUGUAUAAAAAACACGUUACAAACGCGGGUAAACCAUAUUGAUUGUUUUUUUUUUCUAAUUGAUGUGUUUUUAACCGAUCCACGAUUAAAUUUACGCAUCGAAUAUAGCUCACCCGAAUUUGUGAAACAAAUACCACACCGCAAUGUGUUCCGAACCUCAGUCAUAAAAGUACAUAAUAUUUUGAACUAUUGCGUUGUUUUAAUUUGCGCUUUGUGAGAGAAAUUUGUGUUUCGUCAAUUUAUUUACAUUUACAAAAUCUACAGUUAAUUUUUAAGACCAGUUUCUAUAUUUUAUCUGUAUGAAAAAAAAACUUACACGCUUGUUCAAGUUUUGUCUAACAUUAUAAGGAAGGUUUGAGAAAAAUAGUGAUAAGAUAUAGAAACAGGUCCCGUGUGGUUCGGUCACAAUGUUACGAAUGAAAUAUCGACCUUAAAAUUUAGAUAGGGAAAUAUUGCAGAAUUUCAGUUUAUUUUAUCGUGAUAUUUUCCAUUGUUUCAAGUUUUGAUCUGUAUUUAAAUUAAAAAGACCAGCAUAAUUGCAAAUGGAAUUAAAAUAUUACAAUAAAUAGCAUUCUAAAUUAAAAUACAAUAAAACUAUAGUACAUUGUAUUUUCUUAGUUGUUUAUUAUCUGUUUACGAAAGAACAGAAUUGUUUGUAAAACUAUUUUUGUGAAAUGUGAUUCUUAAACAAAAAUCCAACAUUCAUAAAAAUUUAACUGUAGUUCCGGACCAUUGAAUAUAAGAUAUUUUGAGCAUACGAUGGUUGUAUCUUCCUAGUUAACGUUUGGAUCUCUAUUUGUAACCUGGUUGGGCAGGCCUUAAGUUUUUUGUUUAUUAUUAUUAAUUAUUUUGCAUAAGUGGAAAUAAACCAUAUCCAAGCUUAAAAACUUAUGUUUUAUAACGAUUUUUUAUACGACUCAAGUCGAUAGUUGUUGCGUUUCGCUUUAAUAUUGAAGCUUGUAUUCUUAUAGCUUAAUAAGCAUAAUCGUCGUAAGGGUAAUCGUAUAUUAUAUUGUUAUGAUGUCUCUAACCCUAGUGUAGGCGGUCAAUUUAGGCCUCGACGCAUCUCUUAGUCGAUCUGGGGCAUGAUUGUAUUGAUAUUAUAAGCUUAGUAUAUUUGUAGCUUGAUAUGUAACAGGGUCUUUUUGGUGAAACAAAAAUUUCGGCACCUGACGCUCACUACAAUCAUGGCUAUGUGUUCAAUACAGUAAAUAGUGACGGAGGUGACAAUAGGUGAAAUUACUUUUAUUCCAUAUUAUAAAAGAAAAUAUUUCCAUGAACCAACCGUCAUGUUACUUCCAUCUGUUACAUUUGAACGCCAGUACUCUUAUAGUUAACGAGUUUAAAUUUUAUUUAUAUUUUAUACAAGUAACUAAAGUGAUGUUUGAUGACAUUCUUUCCUAAUUGCCAAAGCAAAAUAUGCAUUUUUAUUAUCUAGUUACUGUACUGGCCUUCAAAUGUUCUUAUGUAGCUGUAGUAGAUAUUAUGUACUAGCAUAUCCUUGGUCUUUUAGGCUAAUAGAAAACUGGUACAUGCUCAUGUGUUUUAAAAGUCAAUAAAAUCAAUUACAUCCGGUAAUUAUAUAAAUAUUGUUAUGGGCAAGUAUCAGAUUUUCAAACUGUGUGUAGUUAAUAGGUGAAUCCGUUUCAAUAUUGGUUACUUUUGUACUAAUAAGAACGGAAUUUUCAGAAUCUGUGAUCACUUGGUACUCUCUCGGGUUUAAGUAUUUUUUAUAACCGUAAUGUUGAAAAUUUAGAAAGCUCGAAAUUACUAGUUACUCUCUUUAUUGUGUAUGUUGUUUUGUUAUGGGAUACUUUAUAUACUAACGUUUUAGUAUUACGCUAACAGAUCAGCGCAUUGUUUAUUUAUUUUUUAAAUAUAAAAUAAUAAGUUACUGCCUCAUUUAUUUUGCAAUGCAGUGGCAUUAGACUGUGACGAUAGUCAACUGUUUUCAUUUUCAGUUUUUAUAAUUGCCUUAAUAUUAAAACGAAAUACCUUUCGUUGUAUAAAAUAGUUUACUGUGAUUAUGAUGCCUUUGCAACUCCGGAAAAGUUGUUUAUGGAAUAUUACUGGAAUUUAUGGAUCGAAAUUGAAUACAAAAGCUGAAGUAACAAGAUAUAAAUGUACUCUCACUAUAUUUUCUUACAUAUCACGUUACUAUGCAAUUAUCUGUAUAAAAAAAAUACUGUAUGAUGGUAAUUUAUACUGAUAUCCAUACAAAUACGUGUCAAAUUACUAAGCAGUACGAUUAACGAAAGAAGUUACAUUCUUUUAAUUUAAUAUAGAAGUAAAUUCAACAUUGGUUACUUUUUAUUCUUGUGUUUUUACUUUAGCUUCAAUGAAAUUGGUAACUGAGGAAUCAAAAAGACUGCUUACAAAGUCCCCAUCCAUAGCCAAAUAAUAUACUAAGGUCUAUGGUACCACAACAACCUUUAAAAUUACAGUCCGUCCCAUUCGAAGAUAUUUUAAGUUGCACUCGGCUUUAGUUCAUAAUAAUAUUUUGUUUAAUCAUUCACAGCAGCAUAUAUUUGCACUUUAUGAAUAACAGAAUGUAAUAACAUUUCAAAAAUGUACAUGCAUGUUUGUUUUCAUGUUAAAUAAACUUAUCAACAUCA
Messenger RNA from Colias croceus (clouded yellow), 5609 nucleotides. Its product is annotated as 60 kDa SS-A/Ro ribonucleoprotein homolog. Gene Ontology annotation, cellular component: ribonucleoprotein complex. Lineage: Eukaryota; Metazoa; Arthropoda; Insecta; Lepidoptera; Pieridae. Bases 192 to 2102 code for a protein of 636 amino acids. Gene Ontology annotation, molecular function: RNA binding. The transcript is spliced from 12 exons. The record is from RefSeq and is a predicted model, not a curated record.